Molecule: messenger RNA, 1309 nt
Organism: Xyrauchen texanus (razorback sucker)
Lineage: Eukaryota; Metazoa; Chordata; Actinopteri; Cypriniformes; Catostomidae
Product: telethonin-like
Exons: 2
Coding region: 183-725 (180 amino acids)
Biological process (GO): skeletal muscle thin filament assembly; detection of muscle stretch; cardiac muscle tissue morphogenesis
Cellular component (GO): Z disc
Molecular function (GO): structural constituent of muscle; titin Z domain binding; titin binding
Source: RefSeq, a predicted model, not a curated record
ACUCAAGUAGACAGAGGACCAGACAGAAGAGAGAGACGACUCUUUCCAAUAAUUACACCAGCACAUCAGGGGGGAAAAAGGAGAGAGACAAAAGGAACGAAAAUUGGAAAUCUCAUUGUAAAACAGUUAAUAUAAUAUUGUGAGUAAUUAAACUUUACGGGCCAUCCACGAACAAGCUGAUAAUGAAGCAGGUGUGUACAGUUCUGGAGAAGAAAGGUGGAUGUGUGGUUGGAGCUGAGCUCAGCUGCAGCGUGAAAGAGGAAAAUACUGCUAAGAGAGAAAGUUACACUGCUGACUGGCACAACAUUAAUAUGAAGACACAGCCUGAAGAAUGCCAGUCCAUGCUGAUGUCGGACGACUCUCGUCGAGAGACCCUCUCCCGUUAUUGGCAGGUACGUCCACUCAUUCAGACCUGUCCUUCAGGCGUGCUCAGAGUGGGCAACAUGGAGGCAGGUGUACGAGAACACCAGCUCUUACCCUCCAGGAACACUCUACCAUUGCCUAUUUUCAAGCCUGUUGAACUUGGUGUUCGCUUGGGUCGUGGAGCCCCCCACACCUUGGCAGAUCUGCCUCCCGCCCGAGCACCUGACGGAGCCUGCACAGACAAGAGACCAGUGGCGCAGAUCACCAAAGACCUGCCUCCUGUCAAACCCAUGCGAAUGGAGUUUGCCAAAGCACCAAGAAUCCUGGGCAGAUCCAUGUCCCAGGAAGCCCAGAGAGGGUAAAGAGAAGGAGAGGGGACAUGGAAGUGCCAAAAGAUAGUUUUAAAUAUAAAAAUGAACCAAAGACUGUAUGGACUUUGUUGAGUAGGCCUAAUGAAAGGAACAGCGAAAUGAGAUAGAGGGAGUGAGCAUGUAAUAACAGGGCUUAGUGAUAUUAAAAAGAGUUUUUAGUGAAGGAAGUGAUCACGGUGAAAAGGAGGAGGAUGAUCCUAAUAAUGAUGGAUGAUGGUUUUAUCUAGUGAAUUUGAAUUGUAAUUUUUUUUGUUUGUUUGUUUUUUGUAUUGAGUAUUUUCCAGAUACAGCACUUUUUGUUGAGUUGCCAUUAACUGAGUAAUUCUUUUGAGGAGUAAUAUGUUCAGAAUUUCAUAAUGUCAUUGUCUGAAGCUUGCGGUCAUGGUUGGUCAUGCAAAAAUCUAAUGUUUAGUCAGAGAAAAUCUUUUAUUUUUGUUAAAGCUCAAUUAUUUAAAUCAAAAUAUGAAUUGCACUAUUUAUUAACAGUUGGUAUUUGCUUUGAUUAACUGAUUGUUGACAUUUGCUACCAUCAUUUAAAUAAAGUUUGAUUAGUAUGAAUUUAGUUUUGCUUCGUG